This is a messenger RNA of Cydia pomonella (codling moth), 1067 nucleotides long. Its product is annotated as aquaporin-like. The record is from RefSeq and is a predicted model, not a curated record. The transcript has a single exon. Gene Ontology annotation, cellular component: plasma membrane. Lineage: Eukaryota; Metazoa; Arthropoda; Insecta; Lepidoptera; Tortricidae. The coding region runs from base 245 to 1015 and encodes 256 amino acids. Gene Ontology annotation, molecular function: water channel activity. Gene Ontology annotation, biological process: transmembrane transport.
AUGUACCGCUGCAGAGACGUCAAUAUUACUUGAAACUCGGCACAAGCGCGCCGUGCCGUGUUUCGCUCGCGAGGAUAUUCACUGACAAUUAUUUAACAGGAUUGUGUUGCCGUCAUUCGCACUUUACUGUUACCUAUAAACAAUGGCCGGUCAGUUAUAAAGUGAAUCACUUAUGGCUUAAUGUGCGUGAAGUUUUUAGAGUGUGAUAGCGCUUAUCUAAAAUAUAGAAUUUGAAAAAUAAAAAAUGUCAGUUAUAAAUAAUAUGGAUUCGAUAGUUACGUCGACAGAAAACAAAGUUAAACAAGAUGCUUCGACCGUUGUUAUUUCCUGGUGCCGUUCAAACUGGACCAAGCUUUUAUCGGAGGUUGUUGCCACAUUCUUACUGAUAUUUCUGGGAUGUGCAUCAUGUAUACCUAUAGAAGGAUUCGACCCCAUGCCGCCCAUGUACGCGCCGCUCACAUUUGGGUUUGCCGUUCUGAUAAACGUGCAAACGUUCGGUCACAUUUCUGGGGCACACAUGAACCCCUGCAUAACUCUACUCUCAGUAUUCUGGGGUAAGAUGUCAUUUCUGUUAGGAGUAUGCUACUUCAUAGCACAGGUUCUGGGAUCUACUUUUGCGUCGUGGGUUUUAUUAAAUGUGUCACCAGUGGAUUUUGUUACGGAAGGAGUGUGCGUGACGCAGCCCCACGUGGGGCUCGAAGCGUGGCAAGCUGUUAUUAUAGAAGUGGUAUUGACGUGCACACUUUGUCUAAUUACCUGUGCACUUUGGGAUCCUGUUAAUGAGAAGAACCAGGAAUCUGCUGCGAUUAAAUUUGGGUUAACUGUGGCUGGGUUGUCGUUCGCGGGCGGGCCGCUGACCGGGGCCAGCAUGAACCCAGCGCGCACGCUCGGCCCAGCGCUGAUGGCGGGUAAAUGGACUGUACAAUGGAUCUAUUGGGUAGGACCGUUCCUUGGAACUUUCAUAGCUGGGUUAUAUAUGUUUAUAUGGCUCGAAAAACCGAAAAAAUCAAUAUAAGACUAGUACUUACUAAAAAAAACCUUUUAUAUUUGAAUAAAAUUAUAUUUUU